Messenger RNA from Salvia splendens (bonfire salvia), 966 nucleotides. RefSeq lists its product as uncharacterized. The transcript has 2 exons. Gene Ontology annotation, molecular function: catalytic activity. The record is from RefSeq and is a predicted model, not a curated record. Bases 1 to 966 code for a protein of 321 amino acids. NCBI's taxonomy places the organism in Eukaryota, Viridiplantae, Streptophyta, Magnoliopsida, Lamiales, Lamiaceae.
AUGUCAGUCUCCUUCAUGAUAUGGAAUGCUAGAGGGCUCGGAAACUUCAGCACUCUGAGCACCCUAAAACACUUGAUUAAGACGUAUAAACUUGAUUUUGUUGCCAUCAGUGAACCCCUGGUUUCUCCACAGCCUGAUCUACUCAAAAAGAGAUUAGGCAUGGAGUUUAGGGGUGUCAACACUAAUGGACAGAUUUGGCUGCUAUCCCAGAGUGAUGUGGGGAUUGAUAUUCUGGACAGUUCUGAUCAACUUCUGCACUGUCGGGUUACAGCUCAAAGAUGGGCAACGGCUAUGUACAUAUCAACUGUUUAUGGUAAGUGUACACGGCCGGGACGCUACUCGCUUUGGAAUAAAAUGAGGGAGAUCGCAGGAGAGAUGGAUGGUUCCCCGUGGCUAAUCGGAGGGGAUUUCAACACUUUAAUCUCAGAAAUCGAGCGACAAGGAGGUUCUCACAACAGAUACCGUGAGAUGCUCGAUUUUGCGGAAGCCAUUGAGGAUUGCCAACUGCUUGAUCCUGGAUUCGACAGCCUGAAGUACACAUGGGCCAGGGGAACACUCAGAGAGAGGCUCGAUAGAGUUCUCAUCGGGGAAGGUUGGACCAGCGCCUACAGUAGCACCAGAAUCACUCACCUCCCCUGGGUGGCCAAUGUUUGGUCUGCUGAUACAGGCUACCAUGGGAUGCGGAACCUGCAACUCAAACUCACGCGAACUAAGGGAGCGCUUAGACGGUGGAAUAAGGAGGUCUUUGGUAACCUCUUCGCGAACCUCCGGAAAGCCAAAGAGGAUGCUGUCAAAGCACAAGAGCUGUUUGAUACAACGCCCUCCCCAGCCAACCGAAUGAACAUGAACAGAGCAACAGCGGAAUAUAUCCUCCAAGUGCGGAUGGAUGAGGAUUUCUGGAAACAAAAAUCAGCAAUCAAAUGGAUUACAGAAGGGGAGCGGAACACGAAGUUCUUCCAUGGCUAG